AUGGCAGCUAUGUCUAUCAACUGGCUGGUUUGGAGGUUAUAUGGCUUGAAAUUGGGCACAGAUUUCAACUUUGAUGGGUCCCUGCCCAGGAACAAGCAGGAUAACCGGACCAUCCCUGUUGCGGCAAUGCCUUUUCACAGAGGUAAUGUGCAGUGCUUGGCUUGGCAGAGGAUAAAAAUUUGGCAGAGGUUGAUGGCAGGCCAUUAUACAAAUUUUGCUAUGUUUUUGGAGGCAAUGUGUGGUGACUGCUCCUACAUGGUGGUCCAUCGGAGUAUUGUAAAAAGAAUUACAUCAUUGACAGAGCGAUAUUUGCAGAAGGAUUGCCCUGCCGAUGAACUUAAUUUAUUCUAUUAUGAAAUUUUUGUUAUGUUUUCGGAGGCAAUGUGCAGUAGCUUUGUGUUUUUGUGGUACUCCACUUUUAAUGCCUCAAAAAGAAAAGCACUACUCCGCCAGAGUCAUUGA
Laccaria bicolor S238N-H82 is the source of this 462-nucleotide messenger RNA. RefSeq lists its product as uncharacterized. The record is from RefSeq and is a predicted model, not a curated record. Lineage: Eukaryota; Fungi; Basidiomycota; Agaricomycetes; Agaricales; Hydnangiaceae. The transcript is spliced from 5 exons. Bases 1 to 462 code for a protein of 153 amino acids.